AUCAAAGUUUAGAGCAGUAAUCAGCUGUCAAUUAAUACAAAUAUUUAAUUUCAUUGUGGCAAUUUUCUCGUAAUACAUUUAAUUGAAGACCAUUUCAUUUGAACCUAAUUGCAAGGAACAAUGACAAGUCAAUCUACUGGUAUUCAGCAGCUUCUUGCUGCUGAGAAAAAAGCGGCAGAAAAAGUUUCGGAAGCUAGGAAACGUAAAGCAAAGCGUUUGAAGCAAGCGAAGGACGAGGCGGUUGAAGAGAUUGAGAAAUAUCGUGGCGAGCGUGAACGUGUACUGAAGGAAUAUGAAGCUAGGUACAUGGGGUCAAGGGAAGGCGUUGCUUUGAAAAUUGAAGCAGACACGCUUGAUAAACUGGAAGAAUUAAAAACUGCGGUAGAUACUCGCAAAGAUUUGUUGAUAAGUGAUCUUUUAGAUCUAGUUUAUAACAUCAAAUCAGAUGUGCAUAGGAACUAUGCAAGGAAAUAAGAACCGGCCGGGAAAGCGUUAGCUGAGAAGAAACCAUUGACUCUGAGUUUGCAAUCGAAAAGAUAUUUAUAAAUAGACUCAAUUCGGAAUACUCAAAUUUAUGUCGUACACGAAUUUAGCAGUUUUUACGUAAUGUUAUUAAUCAGAAUUAUCAACUCGAAUAUAUAAAUUCUUAUACCAUUUACCUUGGACUGCUGUUAAUAUUAAAAUUAAAGUUAAUUGUUUUAUUUGAACAUUUAUUUUAGAAAACCAAAAUGUUAAACUAGUCAAUAUGCACAAUUUUAACAAGCUUUAAAAUAAAUUACCUAUUUGACGCACAUUUA
Anastrepha obliqua is the source of this 797-nucleotide messenger RNA. RefSeq names its product V-type proton ATPase subunit G-like. The record is from RefSeq and is a predicted model, not a curated record. NCBI's taxonomy places the organism in Eukaryota, Metazoa, Arthropoda, Insecta, Diptera, Tephritidae. Gene Ontology annotation, molecular function: proton-transporting ATPase activity, rotational mechanism. Gene Ontology annotation, cellular component: vacuolar proton-transporting V-type ATPase complex. The coding region runs from base 121 to 474 and encodes 117 amino acids. Gene Ontology annotation, biological process: proton transmembrane transport. The transcript is spliced from 3 exons.